Molecule: messenger RNA, 4789 nt
Organism: Homalodisca vitripennis (glassy-winged sharpshooter)
Lineage: Eukaryota; Metazoa; Arthropoda; Insecta; Hemiptera; Cicadellidae
Product: mevalonate kinase
Exons: 2
Coding region: 337-1233 (298 amino acids)
Biological process (GO): cholesterol biosynthetic process; isoprenoid biosynthetic process
Cellular component (GO): cytoplasm
Molecular function (GO): mevalonate kinase activity; ATP binding
Source: RefSeq, a predicted model, not a curated record
AUAUAUCAACCAACCAACAACCACUUUUUGUAAAGUUGUUAUGUUGUGAGGGUUAGGGUCAUUAACCUAUUAAUUGCCACUUAGUACAGUCGCUGUUUAUUUUAACCUCGUCUAUGCAUAGAUGAAAAUACUUUUAUAGUUAAAAGGUCGUUUUGGAUAAGUGAAAUAUUAUGUGUUGCUGUGUGACAAAUUAAACAUUCUUUUGUGUGGUCCAAUUUUGUUAAUAAUUUGUUACAGUAAGAUUAGCUCUGUGUGUAAAGUGGACAAGUAAUACUAAAUUUACCUUUGAAAUAGUUUUCGAAAGUAAUUUUUAAGUCACUGGUCAAUCUAAGCAUAAUGGGCAUUGGAGAUAAUAAAAUUGAAUAUGUUGUAUCAGCACCAGGCAAGGUAAAGUCAGAACUUGAAGUGGGUGCAGGCACUGGUAGUUCUGCUGCAUUUGCCGUUGCUGUAGCAGGGUCAAUUUUCUAUUAUAGAAAAUGUCUUGAGAUGAACAAGACAUUAGGAUUUCAAAAUUCUUCGAAUUUCUCACCUAAACAGGAGCAAGACAUUGGUGGAGCUACGGAAUCACCGACUAAAAUAUUCUCUAAUGAAGAAAUUAAAAUCAUCAAUAAAUGGGCUUUUUGUAUGGAAAAGUUAACACAUGGACGACCCUCUGGAAUAGAUAACACCACAUGUACUUUUGGAUCUGUAGUUGUAACAUGCCAAAACCAAGAUCAUCCUGGAGAGCUAAAUUUCAAUAUUUUGAAAAACGUACCUGAAAUAUCUUUACUCCUUAUUUCUACAGGUGUCUCACGAAAUACAUCCAAUCUUGUUGCGAAAGUAAAACAGUUAAGAGAUAGGAACUGUGCUGUUGUCGACGCUAUAAUGAAUGCGAUGGAUGUUAUUGCUACAGAAGCCUGCAAUACACUAGAUUCUUUGAGUGUUAAGUCAUUAAAUGAUACCGACAUUUUGGAGUUAUACAAGACUCUUGGUGGAUUAAUGGAAUUGAACCAUGGUCUACUGAGAACCUUGGGAGUUUCACAUGAGAGCUUAGAAAAUAUAGUGGAUGUAACCAGUCGCCAUGGUUUGACUAGUAAACUGACCGGGGCAGGUGGAGGAGGCUAUGCAAUAACUCUGCUACCUCCUAACAUGUCAAGAGGUCUUAUAGAAACAUUGGAAAAUGAAUUGGGGCCAACUUUCAAAGUAAUAGAGGUCAGUAUAGCUCAAGAAGGCGUAAGGUUUGAGAAAUUGUGAAACUAAAACUUGCAUGGAAGCAUAUCUGUUGAGGCAGUUUUUAUGUUUUAUUAUCUAAAUCUUAAAAUUCUAACUCUCCUCUAGUAGCUGUUAAAUGUUGUAGAGUAAAAGGAAAGUUGUUAUGCUGAAAUAAUUCAGUUAAUGAGAACAUUAUCUUAAUUCUUCUUUGAAGGACAUUUCUUAUACUUAAACAUCAGUAAAUUGAUAUACAGUGUUAUACUUGAACAUAUUCUAAGGCUGACUGAAUUCUUUAGGCUCUCAAUGAAAUGGUCUAGAGGCCAGCAAAACUAAGAAAGGUACAGUUUGUUUACAAGACCUAAAUCAUAUAGGCAUUAUAUUACCCUCAACUCUUUCAUUUAGUAAGGCAUGAAUAUUGCCUUGAAUUGAGAUAAUCUUUUUAACAGCUUACGUCCAAUAAUGGAAGCUAGCAAAAUGGACAAUGACCUGUCACCAACAAAUGUGCCCUGAUGCUGACUGAAUAAAACGAUAUAGGCCUACUUAUAGAGAAUACACGUUAGGCUAUAGUUUCAUAGUUCAUGAGAAUGUAUACUCUGUACAUAUAAAGGUCAUCUCAAAUUGAAUCUUUUUGAGACACCUAAUAUACAAUACAGAGGAACUUGAACAAUUGGAAGCUCAAGGGACCAAUACAAAUUUUAAACUAUCCCAGACUUUGAAUUAUAAAUACUUAAUUAUUAUUCUAUUAGUAAGAAUGUCAAGGGAAUGGGAAUAAAGUUAGAAUCAUCUAAAAUUUCCCUUUUUAAUAUUAGAAUUAUCUGAGUUUGACUGUAUUUGUAAUUUGACAACAGAAUAAUGUAACAUGUAUAAAAAAUAAUAGGUAAAUAACUUUAUACAAGCUGAUAUAUAUACACACACACGCACACCGUGUUGUGUGGGAGCAAAGCGUUAAAAGUUCAUAGUUUUAAUUUGACCAAACUAUUUUUUAUAUUAAGCCUUUUAGAGUUUACUAAUAGAAAUUUUUUGUUAUGAAAAAAAAGAUGUUUUACACAUGAAGUUACUAAUCAAUCCAAGAAUACCAGUUGCUUUUAAACAUUUUGAAAGAUUUCAUAUUGUACUUUCAUUCAUUUAGCCUUACACUUGUUCAUGUUUUCUGUUUUAGAAUAACAAAAGCCUUAGUAUUUUAAACUUGUUUUUUUAAUAAUAUCUCUAACUGAAAACCCUUUUCACUGCCCACAAUUUUGUUGUAUUUUGUUAGUUAUCUAAAACUGCCAAGACAUAUUUCACCUAAAAUUCAAAGUUUUAUAUUAUUUACCAAGUAAGUCAAGUAAUUAAACAACUACACACAUAACAUUAGCUGAUUUAUUGGUAAUUAUAUCAGCUUUCUUACAAUAUCAAUAUAUAUAAUUUUGACACUUUAUGGAAAAUUCAAGCACAUUUACACAAUAAAUGGUUCUUAUUUGGUUCUCAAAUGUAUAAGGAUAAAAUAUGAGCUACUUUUAAAUGGCCUAAUUUGAUUAUUAGAAUGUUUUCUAACAUGCAUGCCACAUUUUAACUCUACUUGGCAGUAUAUAGUGAGUAUAUCACAAGACAGCAUAGCCAUAGUCAGGAUGAUGUAUCCAAAUGGAUUCAUGCUAAGUAAAGGGUUAAGGUCCCAUGCAACGGUUUAUAUGUUACAAUUUUGUUAUGCAACACAAUAUUCACAGAAUAUUUUUGCGGCACCAUUUUCAUGUUAUUACAUAAUAUUAUGUUUGUUUACUGCAGACAAUGUAAUUUUUUAUGAAUAAGUUGAAAUAUAAUAAAAUCUGUUCAUUUUUUCAGUCUUUCAGUCGACUUGCACAAAAAUAGAUGAAAGUGACAUUAUUGUAAUUUUAUUAAAAUUAGAUCAGUAACAUGAGUGCUAAAACAUGAUUUUUUUUAGUUACUAACUUAUUCUAAUUGAUUUAGAAAAGAAAAUAAGAAUAAUUAUAGGCCAAUCAGUAAGUGUUUAUUUUCACGUAAUCAUAAGAUUAUGUAUUAAUUUUUAUUUUUAUUGUAAAAUAGUGUUACAUGGUACAAGUGUAUCAAAUAUAAAUGGGACUGUUUAAAAAAAUUGAACUUUGACUGAACUUACGAAUAUAUACUGUUAUUAUUUUUCUACAUAUUCUGCUACCCUUGAAAUACAUUUGCCCCAUCACAUUGGGAGAUUUUUUAUUUCAUCAUGGUACUCCUUUGACAUUCGCUUAAUCAUUGGAGCACAAAUGCCACUUAGUUACCCUCGAAACACUGGCCUCCAACUUGGUUCAAAAAGAUCAAAGUCACAAAGUAAGAAGUCUGUGCUAUAGGGCAGAUGUUCCGUGUUUCCCAUCCUAAUGCAACAAAUUUUUGCCUCAUGGCAUUAGCUGUAUGUGGUCUGGCAAGGAGCAGAACAUUUUUGGUCAACUACUGCUUCCUUUCUCUUUCAAAUAAUAAUUUUGUGACAUGCAGUGCUUCAAUAUAAUAUAGUGCAUUAUGAUUUCAAAAAGAGAGUUAUGUGCCAAUUUUCCCAAUGAGAUUUUGAACUGUCUCGGUGUUGAUCUUGGUACCACUCACCAUUAGGUGACGAUCGUAGCUCUCGUUCUCAAUCUUUUCAUCCUCCUCAGAAAUAUUAUUGUGCCAAGCAAACACACUGGGGUAUUUUACCCAAACUGUGCCCAUAGUUGCCGCAAAAAUGUAUAAUAUAAUUUACUGCUCCACAGAGACGUGCACUUCUUGUUCACCCAUAAUUUGUUUGGAUAGCAAAGAGAUCCAAGAGAGUUGCAGUCGGUUCCUCCCUCUUCCUAACAGUACAAGGUAUCGCCACAUCAAUAGAUUGUAGGUUAAUGAUUCCUUCGGAAUUCCUUUAUAUAACCAGUCCCAUUUAUAUCUGACACACCCUCAUAUUAACAUUUCGGGGAUGAAAUUAACUGUCUGUAAAUAGUUAAAACUAAUUAACGCUGUAGGGAAGUAAAAUAAAUUGUAAGAUUGUGAUACUUUUAUAUGUAAAUUUUUAUUAUCAAGUAGAAAAGUUCAUUGGUUUAUAAAAAUAAGGAAUAUUAUAUUUUGUAAUAAUUAUUUAAGUUAACAUUGAGAAUUUUCAGCUCUACUAGAAUGUUACUAGGCUAAGACAAGUUAAAAGAUUGGGAGCUUAAUAUUAAAUAUUCAGUUUUGUAAAAGCUACAUUUGUCAAUUUAUUGAAGUAUUAAUUGAAGUCAACAAAUAUUUUGUUCAAAUACCAAACUAAAUAAUAUGCAACAAUCUAUUGGUACAAAGUAUUAUACCAAACCAUAUGAAAACGCAGUGUUUGAUAACACAGAUGCGUGACAGGGGGUAGUAAAUUCUCCAUGAAUGAAAUAGGGGACAAAUAAAAUUGGGUUCACAAAAAGAUUUACUGUAGCCUUGACAGAACCUAAUCAGAGAAAACCACUAACUACAUUAUACCAUAAGCUCCAAUCAGUAUUCUUUAAACUUCUAUAUAGGUUCCUUUAUACAUCUAGUUAGUAUUGUUACUAUAUUAUUUUAUAGAAAAAAUGUUUUACUGUUAAUUUUUACUUAUUUUAUAAUGUUGUAUUUUUAUAUAUUUAAUAAAGUUGUUUCUUUAAGA